This is a messenger RNA of Nilaparvata lugens (brown planthopper), 2200 nucleotides long. RefSeq lists its product as uncharacterized. Bases 721 to 1848 code for a protein of 375 amino acids. The transcript has 4 exons. The record is from RefSeq and is a predicted model, not a curated record. NCBI's taxonomy places the organism in Eukaryota, Metazoa, Arthropoda, Insecta, Hemiptera, Delphacidae.
AAGUCCAAGUCACAGGAGAAGACGAGAAGACAGAACUGUCUAUGGAAAAAUAGCCGUUACCCGUCCGGCCUUUUGAAACAUUAAAAUUUAUGAAGAAAAUGAAUAAAAAUGAAUUUUUAUUAGGUAUAAUCCUUUAAUAUUCCAUAAAGCAUGAUCAUAGUAUAUGCUAUAUUAUUUGCGAGUGCAUAAAUAUCAAUUAAUUCAAGACUACAUGCAUCGUCUACUGAAAAUAAGUACUGAUCUUUGGACAUCAGUCUUCCUGUGCGAGAGUGGCCUGCCAGGAUCCUUCUUGUAGCCGAGUUGCAAUCCAGAUUUGUUCUCCCGGUUCACUCACCUUUGAAGAGAGUACAUCGCAAUUUGAAGAAAAAUGAUAAUCUCAAGAUUUGCUCAAGUCAGCCACAAUCCGUAAAACAUCCUCACAUGUCACACGGCGCCAGGUCGGGAGCUGAGAGUCUGGAGGGUAAACUGAGGCAGCCAGCACGUCCACUGCCACUGAGGAGGAAGCUUGGAACCCCCCACGGAUCCUAUGAAUCGAGUCAGUCCAGGUGUCAUGUAGAUCAUCCGCAGAAACAGAAAUAGUAGAUGGCACUUAAAACCCUCGCCUGCUCUGAUAAUACUCCAGGUUACACUUGAUGAUGUGAAGAGCAUAGUGAAUAGUACAUGCGGCUACAUCGCUGCUAACUACAACUACAUGUCCAUGUGAUUGGCAAACGAAGUAAAAUGGCCCCGAAUCAUGUAUGUAAGCUAUGUGACAAGAAGUUUGAAUUGGCUUCCUCUCUUAAGAGACAUUGCAUCCAAAAGCAUCCUUCAUCAGUUACUCCUGCUCGAAGUAAAAUGAAACCAAAUCAUGUAUGUAAGUUAUGUGCCAAGAAGUUUGGAUCGGCUUCUUCUCUUAAGAGACAUUUUAUCCAAAAACAUCCUUCGUCAGUUUCUCCUCGUCAGCUUCCUUCUCAUUUAUAUAAAUGUGGCAUCUGUAAUAUGGGUAACAGCUCAUUGCAGAAACUUGAAAAUCAUUUAAAAGAAAAUCAUGACAUUUCAAUAGAGAGCGAAAAAUUCGAGUUCAAUGGUCAUGAAGAUUUUGAAAUCUGGAAAAGGUCUGUAGAAAAAAAAUGCUUUUUUGUCAAAUAUCGACCAAAGUCCAUUAAAGAAGGCAGCAAUACUAUAAGGUCAUAUAUGCGUUGCAAUCGAUGUGGCAUCUUCAAGGGCGAGACCUCGCCUACGAAGAGGAAACGCCACUUGAAAAUUCAGGGGUCAUCAAAAAUAGGUGCCUUCUGCCCUGCCAGAAUUAUAGCCACAACUGAUAAGAAUGGCAAAAUAUCCGUUGAUUUUAGAAAGACCCAUGUUGGACAUGACUUGGAGCUUGCACAUAUCCCACUGUCAGUUGAGGACAAAAAGUUAUUAGCUUCUAAAAUUUCUCAAAAAAUUCCGUUUGAUACAAUUAUAGAAGAUUUGCAGUCAUCAGUGGGUGAUGAAAAAGAAAGAAAGCAUCUUGUAAAAAAGAGUGACCUACGAAACAUUGUUAAAUACUCGCUUAAAGUAAACGAAACUCUGGAAACAGAGAAUGAUUUCAGUCAUGAUGAUAGUCAACUAUCAACAAAUACUAAUAAUUUAAAUUCAAAUGAAGCUGUAGGAAAAGAAUUCAUUGCAUCAGCAGUGGAAAAAGCAAAAUUGGAUAAUGAUGAAGUUGAAGCAGGUAUAAGAGAGCUUCGAAAUUGUUUCGAAGACCUCGUGAAUGAAUGUCGUGGUGAUAAAGAGUGUGUCAAUUCGUUGAAAGAUUGUUUAAGAAAGUUCAAGUCCGAGAGAAAAAAGAUGACGGCUGCACUGCAUUCCCAGAAAAAUAAAAUAUAAAUAUAAGACUGCAUUCCCAGAAAAAGAAAAAAAACAAUGCAUUGACCCCCAAAGAAAACUUCCUGCAAAGAAAAAAUACAGGAGAAAUAAUAAGAAACAGAAUAAUGAGGAUAUACAAAAUAUAUUACUAACAGUUAUUAAAAAAAACCUCUGACUCCUAUUAGACUUUUUAUUUUCAAUCCUAUUAAAGCGUCAAUUGUUUCCCACGUCUUUCUAAUGUUUCCCUGGCUUAAUUUCUCUAAACAGUUUUGAAUAAUACUAUUGUUUUCUUUCUAUCAGUUUGCUACUUAAGUUAUUUUUGAAUGUAUUGUAUAUUUGUUUCAAGUUGUCAUUAUUAGUUUUUUUUAUUACA